Molecule: messenger RNA, 317 nt
Organism: Amoebophrya sp. A25
Lineage: Eukaryota; Dinophyceae; Syndiniales; Amoebophryaceae
Source: the annotation of a GenBank genome assembly
CUCUUGGCAGAACUUGAGUCGUCUUCGGCUUCCGAAGCUUCGAGUACGUCCGAAACCGGUAACGCGACAAAUCAGAAGGUCAUCAGUUCCAGUCUCGUCGCAACUGCUCCGAAGCCGGCUGGUUCAGUGACCGCUAAAGCACCUCCUCGUACCAGUGGCGCAGCGGGAGCAGCGACAGGAGCUGCGGUCGAGCCGCCGUUUUGCUUUCAGGUGCUAGGACAGAGCAAAGAUCUGGUAGGAGCGGGCCUCGCUGGCUGGGCGCAGUCUUCGAUCGAUGGCGAAUUGCUGCAUAAAAAUGACGUGCCAGCAGAUGAGCG